UUCCAGUGAAGCUCGGUUCCUGAAGGGAGGAUAGGGAAUCUCUCGGCUGAAGAACCGGUGGUUGCGGAGGUGCUGGUAGUUGGUAGUGGAGUAUACAACACAUCAGUGUUUUCAAAUUUCAAAGAAAAGUCAAAUUCUAGAACAACCUCAAUGUUCAGCUUUAACUGAUGAUUUCUCCCAUGGCGACGCACCUGCACCUCACUCACUCUCAUUUCUUCCUCCCUUCUUACAAACUCCUGUUAACGGCCGCUCCAGAACCUCGCCUUUGUCAAUUCGGCGUCCAUCACCGCCGCUGCCUCCUCGUCACAGAUUGUGCUUCGUCACCGAAUGAAACAAGAGUUGCCGGCAGGAAACCGGCGAGGACCAAUGCAGAUCUCUGCAACGAUUUACGGGAAUUUAUGUCCGAUGCUGGGCUUCCUGACGGACAUGUUCCUUCUUUGAAGGAGCUUUCGCACCAUGGCAGGCAAGAUCUUGCUAACCUUGUGAGAAGAAGAGGAUAUAAACUUAUUAAAGAGCUUCUUGCAGCCUCACAAGAGGUCAAAGUCAAUGCUUCUUUGACUGAUAAUCAGGAAAAUACCAAUACUGAAGAAGAUGAAUCAACAGAUUUAGAUGAGAAUGGAACAAAGUUGGCUGAAGCUGUGUUGUUGUCGAAUGAAGAGACUUCCACUAAAUCAUCAUUGCAGGAAAAGGCGAUGAAAUUUAUUCAAAGUGGAGAACUUGAAACAAUUGAAGAUUCUGCCAUUUUAGCAAAUGGGAGUGUUUUGUCAUCCCAGCUUGUAAAUUCAACAUCUCAGUUGAGAAAUAUUUCUUCCAAUGAUCAACUACAAAGUGCUGAGGAUGUUGAGAUCAGAACAAAGGAGGAUGAAGCUGAAAUCAAUCGCAUCAAAGUUAUACUGCAUCACAAGGAGUUGGAAUUAUCUCAGUUGAAGGAACAGAUUGAGAAGAACAAGGAAGCGUUGUGUGAAUUACAAGCUAAAGCUGAAACAGAGAUAAAUAAAGCACAGAAGCUUCUGUUGGAUAAAGAUGCAGAGCUACUUGCAGCUGAAGAAAGCCUUUCUGGAUUAAAACAGGUUCAAGUUGACUACUGGGGUGAAGGUGAGAGUGUAGAGGUGGCUGGUAGCUUCAAUGGCUGGAAUCAUGGUGUCAAAUUAGAUCCACAGCCUUCUUCAAACAUCACAGACCCUAUCGAAUUCAGAAACACUAGGCUGUGGAGGUCCAUGUUGUGGCUGUACCCUGGGAUCUAUGAGAUAAAAUUUAUAGUUGAUGGAAAAUGGAUGAUUGAUCCAAUGAAAGAAGUGGUUGCGAGGGGAUCCAUACAUAACAAUGUUCUUCGAGUCGAUAGAUAGAUGAUAUGCAUAUGCACCUCUUCAAACGAUGACACCUGUAUAUAACAUUGAGAUGUUAAUGAUUAGAUAGGUGGUGAUAAAUGGGAGUGGCUCACAAGUCAAAGAUCAAAGAUGAGGUUGUAUUACUAUUAGAUAGGCUCUUGUACAAUUAAUUCCCAUUUUGUAUGUUGUAUUAUUCGGAAUGUGAAUAGUAUGUGUAUGUUGAUGGGAAAAUAAUCUGAUUAUUCCAUGUUG
Molecule: messenger RNA, 1580 nt
Organism: Lactuca virosa
Lineage: Eukaryota; Viridiplantae; Streptophyta; Magnoliopsida; Asterales; Asteraceae
Source: the annotation of a GenBank genome assembly